UCGCCUUGACUGAAGGUUGAAAUAAGACUGGAGCGGAGUUUUCCUCAUCUUUUCCUCAUAUUUUAGUCAUUUCAAUUGCACUUAGAGUGUCAGCAAAACGUGUCCAGAAACAAACAUGACGUUGCCGAAGUGGGAGCGAAAAGUGCGCAUACUUCUGUGCGUUUUCGGUUUGUUUUUGUCUGUUUAUGCGCUUCACGUCGAGCUGUCCCGAGAGAGCGACCCAGAUUACAGGGCGAUGUGUGACCUGGGGGAGUCUGUGAGCUGCUCCAAAGUCUUCACCUCCAGAUGGGGACGUGGUUUUGGUUUGGUCCAGUUCUUUGUUGCCAAAGAUAGCCCUCUGAACCAGCCCAACAGUGUGCUUGGCAUCAUAUUUUACACUCUGCAGAUGGGCCUUGGACUGUCGCUCUCCAAAAAAGCAGCCAUGUUUUUGGUCUUCUCCUCCUGGGUGUCUGUGGCCGGCUCAAUCUAUCUUGCAUGCAUUCUGGCCUUUGUUCUGGGGGAUUUCUGCAUGGUCUGCGUGUCAACAUAUAUCGUUAACUUUGCGUUGCUCUACACCAACCUAAAAAGAAGGAGAGCAAUUGAAGGAAUGAAGGAAAAGGCAAGAUAGAAAGUUCCACAUGCGAAAUUCAACACCUUUUUUUGUGCUGAGCUGAAGCCACACUGGAUCUGAAAAGCAAAUUCUCUCCCACAGUAUUUUGGCGAUGUUUAAGCCUGUUAAGACUUUUCAGAGAAACAGGACUGGAGAUGAAUCUCAGAGGAUAUAUAAGAUGAUUUUUAGUACAGAAACCUCCUGAAGCAGCAGUCAUAUUUUGUAUAUCAAUGUGUAUUUGUGAUACUGAUUACACACUUUUGAAUACUA
Plectropomus leopardus (leopard coralgrouper) is the source of this 859-nucleotide messenger RNA. RefSeq names its product vitamin K epoxide reductase complex, subunit 1 (gene vkorc1). The record is from RefSeq and is a predicted model, not a curated record. Lineage: Eukaryota; Metazoa; Chordata; Actinopteri; Perciformes; Serranidae. Gene Ontology annotation, molecular function: vitamin-K-epoxide reductase (warfarin-sensitive) activity. Gene Ontology annotation, biological process: peptidyl-glutamic acid carboxylation; vitamin K metabolic process; blood coagulation.